Molecule: messenger RNA, 2682 nt
Organism: Sphaerulina musiva SO2202
Lineage: Eukaryota; Fungi; Ascomycota; Dothideomycetes; Mycosphaerellales; Mycosphaerellaceae
Product: Ferric_reduct-domain-containing protein
Exons: 3
Coding region: 1-2682 (893 amino acids)
Biological process (GO): superoxide anion generation; defense response
Cellular component (GO): plasma membrane; NADPH oxidase complex
Molecular function (GO): calcium ion binding; superoxide-generating NAD(P)H oxidase activity
Source: RefSeq, a predicted model, not a curated record
AUGGAAUACUCAUUAGAAGCACUGGAAAGAACCUACACGCACCAACUAGGACCCAUCGACACCGCCCUCGAAACCUUUUCCCCUCUCACCGACGCCGAAAUCAACGAAUUCUUCGACGAGCUCGACCUUGACCACGACGGCCUCGUGACUUUUGAGGAAAUUGAGAAAAAACUCCAACUCCUCUACGCAGAACUCGCUCCCCAUUUCCUCAUCGAACCCACACUUGCUCGAACCGCCACUCUCGGACCCGAUGGACUACCCAGUCAAAUCCACCAUAUCAAUCGCAGUAGCCGCACCGCUCAAGAAGGACUGUCCGAUUUUCUUCGUAGUCUUCUCCCCAAGAAAAAACCAUCAACAUCUCAGGAUGCUCAGGAUGCUCAGGAUGCGCAGCAACAGCAACAGCAACAAGAAGGCAUCGACCGCCAAACCUUCCUCCACCACGUGCAAACCUGGAACGUCCCCAGCCGGCUCCAACAAGACCAAACCUCUCUCCACGAAGCCGCUCUCGUGCAAAGAAUCCCUCUCCCCCGCCGUCUAGCAGCCUUCUUCACCGUCCACGGCCCCAGCAUAAUUUUCAUAUCCCUCAUAAUAUCCCUCCAAAUCUAUUUCGCGCAAUACUAUCUCGUGCGCUACAUUCACAAACCCGCUGUCAUCGCCUCAUUAGGUUGGCCGAUUAUUUUGACCAAAACUUGCGUCGGAGCACUUUUUCCGACGCUGGGGUUCAUGUUGUUGAGUAUGAGUCGCAGGUUGUCGACGUGGUGUCGUAGGUGGAAGUGGGUGAGUCGGGUGGUGAAUUGGGAUCGGAGUCAGGUUUUUCAUCAGAGGAUGGCGCUUGUGGGGUUGGGGUUGGCGACGGUGCAUAGUUUGGGACAUUUGGCGGGGACGUUUGUGUAUGGGUCGAGGGAGGGGAGGAGGGAGGCUACGGAGAGGGUUUUGCAUGUUGAUGCUGACUCUGCGACAUAUGGAUGGUUCAUCCGUUCCAGGCCUGGUUGGACAGGCAUCAUGGCAAUCACCACCUUUUGGACAAUUGCUCUCCUUGCCCUUCCUCAAGUCCGAAAAAAGCAUUACGAGAUAUUCCAAAUGGGUCACUUGCUCAUGUUUCCACUAAUAAUUCUCCUCAUCCUCCACGGCUCCGACAAACUCCUCGAAAACCCACACAUCGGCUACUGGAUCGGCCCCGGAGCCAUCCUCCUCUUUCUGGAACGAAGCUGGCGGCAUUUCGUCUGCGGUUUCCGCCCUUAUCGAACUCGCCCCGACGCCCUCGCGGACGGCAUCACGAGGCUGACAAUUUUCUCGCGCAACGGCACCAACUGGAACUACGAAGCAGGACAAUACGUUCUCGUACACAUUCGCGAAAUCAGUGGAUUUGAAUGGCACCCGUUUACAGUCUCUGCAUGUCAUGGAAAUCGACUCUGUUUACAUAUCAAAGCGCAAGAAAAGGGCAGCUGGACGAGAAAAUUGUUGAUGAAAGCACAAACGUGUACUUCGUUGGGAGUCUGUCUUGAUGGACCGUUUGGAGCUCCUGCACAGCAAUUUUAUAAUUAUGAUCAUUCGAUUGUGAUUGGAAGUGGGAUUGGGAUAACGCCUUUUUCGGCCAUUCUCAAUCAUAUGCAAACCAGCUACAACGACGAUCUUGACCCUUGGCAAGAAUCCAAGAGAAGUUCUCGGGCUCGCAAGUCUGCUUCUUCUUUGGUGAGAGUUUCCAUGGUACCUUCGCGAGAUGCAUCACCUUCUUCGAUUGCAUAUCGUGGCCGUUCGGAUUCUACUUCUACCAUUGACAAAGAAGAAGAACAAGAAGAAGAAGACACUACCACCACCACCCAACAACUCGAACUCGACGCUGCCUUACCCAGCACGAACCGCCAUUUCUUCUCUUCCCGAAGAAGAUUUAUCCCUUCUCAUUCUCGCUCUCGCCCCGGCGGAAUCAGCGGCAGCGAACAUCUUCUCCCCCCACUACCCUCUCACCACCGCCACCGAUCCCUCUCCCCAUCCGCCUCCUCCUGCGACGAAAACUCCCCCGAAAACGACGAAAACUCCGAAAAAUCCUCCCCAUCCCCCCGCACAGUCCACUUCCACUGGCUAGUCCGCUCCCAAAACAAUCUCCAAUGGUUCUCCAACCUCCUCAACCGCGCCAUCGCCCUGCGUAUCCCCGGCCUGGAUCUCCAAGUCCACACCUACAUCACCUCUUCCCCCUCCUCUUCUGCAUCAUCAUCAAAAAUGUCCACACACGUCUUUCGUUAUCUCUUGGAUAGUUAUCGUGCCCCCGAAUCUCCUUAUUCGGCGCUGACGGGUUUGAUUCAGCCUUCGAGGUUUGGAAGGCCGGAUAUGGAGGGGAUUUUGGAGGCGCAUUUUAGGGGGUUGUGUGAGCGAAGCGAGCAACGCGAGCAACGCGAGCGCCGUUCUCACAACCGUUCUCGCUCCCACAACCGUUCUCGCUCUCGCUCCCACAGCCGCCCUCGCACUCACUCCCAAAACGACGAAAAUUACGAAUUCCCCAAAAAGGACAACAAAAAGAAAAAACUUCUCGUAGGAGUAUUCUUCUGUGGAGCUCCGGCUUUGGGUUUAGUUUUGAGAGAUAAAUGUCGGGAAUUGACGACGAGGGGGUAUAGUGGAAUUGGUGGAGUUGGAGGAGUUUCAGGAGUCAAGGUCAAGUAUGAAUUUCGGAUGGAAGUUUUUGGAUGA